This is a messenger RNA of Priapulus caudatus, 2249 nucleotides long. Its product is annotated as alpha-ketoglutarate-dependent sulfate ester dioxygenase-like. The record is from RefSeq and is a predicted model, not a curated record. NCBI's taxonomy places the organism in Eukaryota, Metazoa, Priapulida, Priapulimorpha, Priapulimorphida, Priapulidae. Bases 234 to 1244 code for a protein of 336 amino acids. The transcript is spliced from 7 exons. Gene Ontology annotation, molecular function: oxidoreductase activity.
CUGCACACAGACAUCAGUUUUGUGUUAGUGAUUACACCAUUGGUUAACGCGUGUUCGAGUGACAACAAAACAUAUAGCUAGUGACGGUGGCUCCUGCUACCAGACUGCCGUAUAUAAGCGCUGCACGUGAGGCAGUCGCUCUCUUUACAUCGUGUAAUUUAAAUCGUGUGAGCAAGGUGUGCGAUUGUGGCGGUACGUGCAAUAAAGCUGGCCACCGUGGAGCAUCAUAAAGGAUGCAACUACUUCUUACCGUGUUUGUUGCCAUAGGCAUAGCUUCAAGCCAUCAGAAAAUUGGAGCGUUUGGCUAUGACUGCGAGACCCUGAAUCUUAUAGGUGCUUGCAUUGACUUACCUGCACUGGAAAACAUAACAGAGUGUGACAUACACAGCCUAAAGCCCACCAAUGCUUACCAUAUGAAGCCAAUGAAACUGGGAGUAGCUGUCUAUGGAAUUGACCUCAAAAAGCCGGUCUCGGAGGAAACGAUUAUCCAGAUAAAAUAUGACUUGCUCAAACAUAGGCUGCUUAUAUUCAAGAACCAGGGCAUUGUUCCUGCAGAGCGGCAAGUGUCUCUGAUGGAACAGUUUGGCAGAGUAAUAUCUCUCCAUCCCAAACACCCCGACUCGCCACAUCACGGGGUGUUAAGGAUUUCAAACCACUUCAGACAUGGCUAUCAGAAAGUGGGAGUCAGCGCAUGGCACACAGAUGGCUUCUUCGUAGAGCGUCCAUACAGCUACGUUGCUUUUCACAUAAUAUCGAUAUCCAUGAAUGGGGACACAUGGUUUCUGCCAAUAAAUGAGCUUCUAACCCGUGUUGAUAAGGAGACGCUACAACGAUGGGACAGACUCUGGUACCUCAGUAGCAUACUGAAUGUGACCAACCCUAUACUUUUCGCACACCCAAUUUUAAAAAUGCCGACACUGAACAUUCAUCUGAACAUGGUAAAGCAUUUUAUAUGGGAUAUGAACACACCGCAGGAAAGGCAUACGGAACCUAAUGAGACACAACAGAUCAUAAAUGACAUGAGUGCUGUCCUUUACGACGAAAUAUCUGCACUUCAGUAUACCCACAAGUGGGAGAAGGGAGAUUUCAUCGUAUUUGACAACAAUGCUAUCCUGCAUAAAGCAAGUCCAGGAACGCAGGUGAUGCCACAUAAAGAUGGUAUUCGUAUCAUGCAUCGCACCACGGUUGAAGGACACUGCCCAUUGGAGAAGGAAUAUGAACACUACCGAAACAGUUACAACUAAUUUGUGAGAUCACACAAUCACAGUCUGAGUCAUGUCUUUACACAUGAAAAUAUCUAUACUGCGUACAUAUGCAAGUGCACAGGGUGUUAGCCAGGAAAAAAAAUCAGGUCUCACCAUCUGAGCAAAGCGAGGAUGCUGCGGGCACGAAGCGCCUUAGGGGCUAGGGUGUGGGAGGGGUUUUCCUCCUCCUACGGUGUGGAAUUUUUAUUUUUAUUUUUAGACGGGUAGACGGGUCUCUGGCCAACACACUGCAAGUGCAUCAGUUGUGGGAUGCUAUAUUUCAGAAUUUUGGAAAAAAUUUCCAUUAUUAUUAUUAUUAUUAAAAAAAAUUGAUUAUUUUUGGAAGGCAUACUUCUUGAAUCGCCUUUCUAUCACCAGCAGAUGUGCCGGUAAUAGUAAAUAAAGUAAACAUUAUAUAAUGAUCCGAGUGAUCCCACAUAUUGCCAAUUUAUGGUGCCUUUUUCGGUGUUUUAAAGUACUAUUGGUCUACAUACUAAAGUAGUUAGUACUAUUAGUCUAAUUGAUUAAAGAGAAGCCAUGCGAAUAUUAUCAGAAGUAAGAAGAAGACUACAGAAAGCUGUCAUAAACAGAAUAGACAUAAAAGCCAUGGGUAAAUGUAAUAGAACAGCUGUCUGUUCUUAACGUUUCAUCAGUGGUAUGAUUUUUGCACGUAUUUUACAAAUACUACACUGACUGGCUAGUAAUGACACCGUCACGUGAUUUAAACUGAGUUAGAGCAAAGAGGCUGGACUGAUAAAUACACUAAUUUGCAUUCUAAAAAAUGAUUUUGCUAGGGUAUUAUAAAUAAAUUAGGUCUGCUGUAACGUCAAAGACAUUAAAUGAAUAAUUUUGGUGAUCAUUACUCUACAGUAUUGAAAUGUCACCAGAAGUGAUACAUCUGAACAUUAUAUUGCACUAGUGGACUGUGAAGAAUUUGUAGCUUUUGACAGUUGAAGUAUUAAAUUAGGAGUUUUGAAUUAGUUGUGCUCAAAACUCCACUAUCAA